AUGAAUUCAACAAAUAUUUGGAAAAAAAGAUCAAAUGAUAAAAGUGAAAAAAAAUCGAAUGGAAUUAUAAAUUGUCAUAAUUUUAAACCAAAGAAGAAAAAAAUAAAUUUAAAUUUCUUAAAACAUAAUUUAAUAACAAAUUGGAUUGAAAAUGAAGAUGAUGAAAAAAGUCAAUCAUCAAUUGAUUGUGAUUUUUUUUAUAAAAAAUCUCAAAUAAAUAUAAAUGAUCAAGAUGAAGAUAGUUUACAACUUGAAAAUCUUCAACAUUUAUCAACAAUGAAAAAUAUUAUUUUUCUUGAUUUAGAAAAUUUUUCAAGAUUUUUUCAACAUUUAACAAAUCAGUUACCUAAUCACACUUAUGUUAUCGCUUUUCAAGCUUCAAAUAUUCAAUGGAAACCACCGAAAAAUGAUUUAGUUUAUGAAAAUUUAUUAAAUUUAAAUAACUUUCAAUUAAUGCGUCCAAGUGGAAAUCGACAUGAUGCUGCUGAUUUUGCUCUUGUUCUUACUUUUGGUAAACUUCAUGGUCUUCUUCCAAAAUCAAUUCCAUUUACAAUAAUUAGUGGUGAUAAAGGUUUUAUUGAAGUUAUUCAUCAAUUAAAAAAUUCUCAUCGAAGAAUAAAUUGGUUUAAUCCUCAUCAAUUUUCCUAUGAAAAUUUUAAUCACAUUUUAAAUAUUUCAUCAACAUCUUCUUUACAUAUUUAA
Messenger RNA from Rotaria sp. Silwood2, 702 nucleotides. NCBI's taxonomy places the organism in Eukaryota, Metazoa, Rotifera, Eurotatoria, Philodinida, Philodinidae. The record is from the annotation of a GenBank genome assembly.